Molecule: messenger RNA, 567 nt
Organism: Prorocentrum cordatum
Lineage: Eukaryota; Dinophyceae; Prorocentrales; Prorocentraceae
Source: the annotation of a GenBank genome assembly
GCGGUGGCCAUAGACGAGAGGCCGUACUUAGUGGCCUCGCCGAGCAGCCACAGGGACCCCUCGGGCAAGAGCAACACGCACAAGGCCAAGCAGGUGGCCAUAGACGAGUUGCCUUACCUGACGAAGUCGUCGGACGACUGGCCGUGGAGCAGGACUCGAGGUCGGAAGAGCAACGUCCACGAGGCCGCGGAGGCGGCGGAGGUGGCCGUGGGAGACGAGGUGCAAGCGGCGCCCGUGCCUGCGGAGGAAGAGGCGGUGCCGAAGAUCACGGAGAGCGACUUCGCAGACCUCAAGGCGGUGGCGACAGACACUCCUGGCAACACCGCCAGCGGGUCGGCGCCGACCGCGGCGGAGCUGCCGCAGAGCUCCGACGCCACCGAGCCCGCCGCCGCCGAGCCCGCCGCCGAGCCCACCGCCGCCGACAGCGCCGGCGGCGCCGAGCCGGAGGCCAGCGCCGAGCCGGAGGCCGCCGCCGAGCCCGCGGGCGCCGAGGCGGAGGCCGGGGCCAGGCGCACCAGCGAGGACUUCGAGCACGACCUGCAGCCCCUCUCGAAGCUGCAGGAGGAG